UCAAAGUAAAUUAACUAUUUUGUUUUCUUUUUUUAAAUAGGGUUACACAUCAUUUUGGAAUGACUGUAUAUCAUCUGGAUUACGUGGCUGUAUGUUAAUUGAAUUAGCAUUAAGAGGAAGGUUACAACUAGAGGCUUGUGGAAUGAGACGUAAAAGUCUAUUAACAAGAAAGGUGAUCUGUAAGUCCGAUGCCCCAACAGGGGAUGUUCUUCUUGAUGAAGCUCUAAAGCAUGUGAAGGAGACUCAGCCUCCAGAAACAGUCCAGAACUGGAUUGAAUUACUUAGUGGUGAAACAUGGAAUCCAUUAAAACUGCAUUAUCAGUUAAGAAAUGUGCGGGAACGAUUAGCUAAAAACCUGGUAGAAAAGGGCGUAUUGACAACGGAGAAACAGAACUUCCUACUUUUUGACAUGACCACACACCCCCUCACCAACAACAACAUUAAGCAGCGCCUCAUCAAGAAGGUCCAGGAAGCUGUUCUUGACAGGUGGGUGAAUGACCCUCAUCGCAUGGACAAGCGCUUGCUGGCCCUCAUUUACCUCGCCCACGCCUCGGAUGUUCUGGAGAACGCUUUCGCUCCCCUCCUGGAUGAGCAGUAUGAUUUAGCCACCAAGAGAGUGCGGCAGCUCCUCGACUUGGAUCCUGAAGUGGAGUGCGUGAAGGCCACCACCAACGAGGUUCUGUGGGCCGUGGUGGCCGCGUUCACCAAGUGACUGCUGCGAGGAGGCGUUCUCCUGGCUCUCACGCAAACCAGUAGUUUUCCUUCUGCUGACUCCUGGUUUUCUGCAGUUUGUACUUUCCCAUACUAUAAUUGGCUUUUUUUUUUUU
This is a messenger RNA of Miniopterus natalensis, 827 nucleotides long. NCBI's taxonomy places the organism in Eukaryota, Metazoa, Chordata, Mammalia, Chiroptera, Miniopteridae. The record is from RefSeq and is a predicted model, not a curated record.